Molecule: messenger RNA, 4079 nt
Organism: Epinephelus moara (kelp grouper)
Lineage: Eukaryota; Metazoa; Chordata; Actinopteri; Perciformes; Serranidae
Product: glutathione synthetase-like
Exons: 12
Coding region: 692-2125 (477 amino acids)
Biological process (GO): glutathione biosynthetic process
Cellular component (GO): cytosol
Molecular function (GO): glutathione synthase activity; ATP binding; glutathione binding
Source: RefSeq, a predicted model, not a curated record
CAAGCCAGGCAGUGAAAAAUAACAGCUGGGAGCAGAAUCGCUUGUCGACGGCGUGGAGAAAUGCGCGAUGUGAACGGAGGUUCUCCGGCGCGCGCGAGAAUUUCGGUGCGCUGCGCUUCGCAGGCAGUGUGGCCCUGGCGUAAGGUUGUGAGUUUAAGUACUGGGUGAUGCACAAUAAACAUGCCUACAGUACUCAGGGGAAGGUCUUUUUCACAGUAAACAUUCUGACUUGUCAUAUUAGGAGGAGCACUGGUGUUGCUAAUAACACUAAUGAUGGCCCAACUCUAUUCAAGUGCUUCAGUGAGAGGGAGCUAGCAUGCAGGAUAUAAUGGUCCUGAAAUCAAAGCAGCUACAUGUAAUUUAGCCACAAUUAAUUUCUUUAUUUACACCUUUGUUGUUUCCUCUGUGACAUGUCAAAAUGUCUCCCGUGAAAAAGACCUAUUGUACUGUGUGGUUUAGAGACACAUGGUUUUCAACAUAGUUUUGAUUUACGAAGUUUAAGUUUUUGUCAAUGCAUUUCUGCUGACAGCCCAUCCUGUAUUUCUCAUUUGUCUUUCUGCUCUUUCUAUUUUCAUCCUCCUCUUUUUUCCGUAUAUGUUUUUUUUCUUCCUCCUCAAAAUGCCCAGCCCUGACUCACUGCUACACAGCAGCUAUCAUAACCAUUUGUUUCCUGAAAGGUUGCUGUGUUUCCAUGAUGACAACAGAAGUAUUUCUCCAGCAGCUGAUCUCAAAUCCUGACAGACUAAACUGUUUAGUGGAAGAAGCAAAAGAGUUGGCUUUUCAACAUGGGCUUCUUAUGCGCACACUUGAGACCCCCAAUUCAUCUGAGGUCGUGACCUACGCCCCAUUUACACUCUUCCCCACUCCUGUGCCCAGAGCCGCCCUCCUCCAGGCUCUGGAUGUGCAGACUCACCUCAACACAUUGGUGGACAAGAUCAGCCAGGACCCAGACUUUCUGGAAGAGGCUCUUGCAGGAGCUAUCCAGGCAGAUGAUUUUACAGCUAAGUUGUUUGGCAUAUACAGACAAGUGCAGCAGGAAGGUUGGAGACAGUCCAUAGUGGUGGGUUUAAACCGGUGUGACUACAUGGUGGAUCAGAGGGAGGAUGGGACUCCUUCCCUGAAGCAGAUAGAGAUCAACACUAUUGCUGCUGGUGCUUUUGGCAUGGGUGACUGUCUCCCUGUAGUGCACAGGCACAUACUGAGGUCAGCUGGUCUUUUGGAAGAGAGUGAGUGCAUUCAGGAUACCAACACCACUCCUGGAAUGAUGGCUGCUCUCGCCAAGGCAUGGGAGCUCUACGGCCAACAGAAGGCAGUAAUCCUGUUUCUGGUUGAGGAUGUCCAGACUUCCAAACUUGAUCAUCGUUACAUUGAGAAAGAGCUCUGGAACAGGAAUAUUCCAGUUAUCCGCAGAAAGUUUGAGGAGGUGUCCAGAGGAGGAUCUCUUGAUGCCAACAAAAACUUGUUUAUAGAUGGGCUGGAGGUAGCUGUAGUGUACUACCGCUAUGGCUACAUGCCAGAUAACUACACUGAACAGACUUGGGAUGCUCGUCUUCUGGUGGAGCGCUCUCUGGCUGUGAAAUGUCCAGAUAUCAGCACUCACCUGGCUGGAACCAAGAAGGUCCAGCAGGUGCUCGCCAGACCUGGAGUUCUGGAGAAGUUCUUCCCAGACCAGCCCCAAGUAGUGGAGCAGAUCAGAGCAACAUUUGCUAGCCUCUACACUCUAGACAUGGGUGCAGAGGGUGACCAGACAGUGGCCAUGGCUUUGGCCAAUCCAGAUGAGUUUGUCCUGAAGCCUCAGAGAGAAGGAGGAGGGAACAAUUAUUUUGGAGAAGAGAUUGUACGAGUACUACAGGAGGUUAAAGGUGACAAAAGGAGAGCUGCUUAUAUUCUGAUGGACAGAAUCCGACCCAGAACAGAACAAAACAUCCUGCUGAGGAGAGGACUUCCUCUCAAACUCUCCACUGUUUGUAGUGAAAUAGGAGUUUAUGGAGCCUAUGUGAGGCAUGAAGGAGAAAUGGUCCUCAAUGAGGCUGCUGGUCACAUUUUGAGGACAAAGAGCACCAAGCACAACGAUGGAGGCAUUUACAGUGGGGUUACUGUGCUUGACAGUCCAUUUGUCAUCUGAACUCUCCUCCUGAUAUCUAUGGAGGCCCUGAUCUAUUUCAUGUCUGUUUGCAUGUGUUUUCUUAGUUGCAGUGCAUUGAGCUCUCAGGGCCACUGUAGAGCACCAACCUGAAGCAGGAAGUCAAUAUUUUUCACCAAAAUGCUGCAGCUUGCAGUUCCACAGGCUGAACACUGGGUGGCAGUAAAACCAAAGGCAUGUUUCUCAAAUAUAGUUAAAAACACCAGCAGAUUUAAAAAGUGGCUUCAGAAACUAAUUCCCAGUAUAGAGAAAUGGAGGGAACUAAUGGAAGAAGUAAAAGAAAUGGAGCAGUUAACAUAUAACAUUAGAGGAAAUCCAGGAAUGGGACGCAUACUGUGGACUAAAUGGGAGAGCUACACAAAAAGUAGGGGGGAAAUGACAUAACAUUAAGAUCUUGCACCUCAGCUUAAUAUUAAAAAAACAACAAUUUAACCAGACAUCCAGACCGCCAAUAGAUUGUUAUGGUUAUAGAUUGUUAAAAUAAUAAUUAAGAAAGGAAUAGAUAAAGUGCUCCCCCUUUGGUUGUUGAAACCCAUAAGAACCUGGACCAAUUUCUCCUUAAAGGAAAAUUAUGGGGGGCAUAAAACAGACUAAGUAGACCACAUAGAACAUAUUUCUGACAUUUUUUUCAAAAUACCCCCCCUCACUGUCAGAGAUCUGUAAUGUUACAUAUAUGUCACAUUGGGUGUUAAGAACCUGGAUAAUUUAUCCAUCAAGGAAAAUUAUGGGGGACAUAAAAUAGACUAAAUAGACCAUAUAGAACACAUUUCUGACAUUUUUCUCAAAAUAACACUCAUUAGUGUCAAAGAUCUGUCAAUGGGUGUUAAUGAUAAAUUCAUUCCUCUUUUGAAAAUAAAUCAGCCUUAGUCUUUUUUGGUUUGAUAACAAAGCUUUGUCUUUUUAUUUGGGUUUCCACAAUAUCAUAACUUUACCUCUUAGGUUUAACAACAAAAUUUUGAUUUAUUUCACAAUACAAAAAUUUGCAAAUUGAAUUAAAAAAAGACUGCCUCAUCAUAUUGGAGGUCUUCUCAACAAGCCAUUGUAGCUGUAAAAAAAACUGAGCUACAGUCUUUUUCUGGUCAUGUUUUUCUGUUUGGUAACAAAGAUUCUUACUUUACCUCUUAGGUUUAACAACAACAUUUUCUUUUCAUAUUUGUUUUACAACACACAAAUGAAUACAUUUGCAAAAAUUUGCAAAUUGAAUAAAAAUAAAAACUACUACUGGGUAGCUGUAUUUUGCUGUCCAGGGUUCAUCUUUGGUUGAGGUACUUCAUCUAAAUCACCUGAUUCACUGCAGUCUGAAUCACUAGACUCACUUGACUUGUCAUUCUCCAUGUCUUUGUUGCUGGGAGUGUAAUCAGGGUCCUCAAGGUCGUCAUCUGAGCUACUUUCACAUCCCUCAAAGUCACUGUCGUUGGAUGACUGUCAGUGCAUCCUGAACACUGUAUCGCUUCUUAUCCAUAAUGCAGAUAAAAUUAAAUUACAAUUUUCAAUUAAUCUUUUCAAUUUUUAUUAUUUAUUUAUUUUCAUUAAAUUUUCAAAUGAUAUAGGGUAGAACAAAGUGAUAUAGGGUCUGUUUUUUUUUAUUCACUGAUGGGUAAAAAUGGUUUCCUUAUAUAUUUUGUUAAUAAUUGGAUUCAUGUAAUGUGAUUUUUUGUUUACAUUUGUUUUAAUAUGCUUUGAAUUGAACAAUAUAAAAUGUAUUAACUAAAUAUCAUUGAAAAAGUUAAGUUAACUGAGCAGAUCAUAAAAAAAUUUCUUAUUGUGACAUAUAUGUCACAAUAGGUUUUCCAUGACAAUUUUAAGGUUAAAGGUCCGAUGUGACAUAUAUGUCACAACGAUAUUUACCUGACUUGUUUUAUAUCAAUUUGUUCAUGAAAUGUGUUCACAACAGGUUAAAUGUAAUAAAGGACUUGUUAUGUAAGCAUUACAAUUC